AUGAGUCGAGCUUACAAUGGCAGGGAUAUGGAUCGACCAUACAAUACACCCGGCUCCAUGAACAGGGCUCGAGAACAACUUCGUGAGGCACGGGCAAGAGAAGGUCGCGCGAUCCAUUCACCGCAAACACCAUCAACUUCCCUGGACGCGGUUCCUACGCCGAUGCCCCGGCAUCUACCAAAUCCCCUGCCAUUAAGAGUCGUGGAUAGUCAAAUACCCCCCGGUUAUGACCAGAGAUUUGGCCAAAAAAUCUCCAGGCCAGCUCAAGUGCCGCAAUGGCCACUAUCCAGCGGCAGCUCGAUGAUCGCAGCGCCUAAUUCAUCUCCGUCUCCAGCAACCUGGUCUCAACAACAAAGACCCCAGAGGCCUCCCAGACCAAGCCAGAGCCGAAUUCCGUCUAUUGUAGACCGGACCAAGCCUCAGCAACCGACACCAGUCUUCACCUCACGUGCAAACACACCGAUGAGUCACCAGGAGAGCAAUGGAGGUUACAAACCAUCUGGUCCGUCGGACGGUUCGGCUCGACACGCAGCAUCACCAAUGGGAGCGCCACCAGACUAUCCGCCACCGAUUCCGGCCACCGAUUCCGGGACAAUUCGGAAAACCACGGUUUUGUGUCCUCCACCGUCUGGUCGGAGGGGGGCGCCUUCAUUCUAUUCCAAUGCAUCCUUGGUUUCUCCUAUUCUGGAAGAGGAUCCUCGCGCCAAAUGUCAUUUAUCGUACGCGUCUAGUACGGCCAUGCCUUCCACUUGGGGAGGCGACUCUCCCCAUUUGAGCAGCCCCGGCUAUAACGAUGCAUUUUAUGAAGAGUCACUAACGGAGAAGAGCAGAGAAUCCAUGUCUGAAGAAUAUGGAGAUGAAAGCCAGUUGGUGCGAAGUGCGAGUAUGGGCAAGACGGGUAAGCCCUCUUUGAUCACCACCAAGUCAACAGCUCAAGCCAAUCAGUCAAGAAAUGACCCUUCAUCAUUUCCUGCUUUGCCUGAUAAUGCGGGAUAUCUCAGUGCUGCGACAAGCUCAUCCGAAACAAUUCCUGCAAUCAAAGAGCCAGAGACAUCCCAUGGGAAGCCAACGGAUAAGGAUUCUUAUUCCUCCACUGCAGUCAGGAAGGCCCCGGCUGCGGCAUAUUCACCGGACCCUAGAGAGUCGAUUGCCCUUGCAGACCCCCGCCCGCAAACUGGGUUUUCGGCAAUGGGACGGCCACCGCGACUUGACAUUGAUGCAAUUCAUGCGGCUGAAGCUAGAGGAAGCCUGACGAGUCUGCCUGAUUUGAUUCGCCGAGCCACACGACUUGCGGCCAUGAUUGACAAAGGCAAACGGCCGGCGAGUAGGCUCGAUGUUUUGGAGGGGUUCCAGAAUGAGAAAGGUGACCGGCACCGAACUAGUUUGACCGACAUGCUGGCGGCAUUUCCCCCGCCCGUGCAUACCCCUUGCAAUAAUAACGCUAGCCGCAACAACUCUUGGCUUGGUCAAGGUCGUCACCAUCGUUCAAAAUCAGCAGGCGACGGCAAGGGGGUGAGACCCAGACGUCGAGUCUGCGGACUCCCUCUGUGGGUUUUCGUCCUUUUAGUUUUCUUGCUCGUAUGUCUCAUUGUUGCCGCUAUUCUCGUUCCGCUGGAAUUCUUCGUUUUCAAAAACCUGGGCCAGCAAGAUAAGGAAGGUCUGAAUCUGGGGCAAUGCCAGAAGACUUUGACUUGCUUAAACGGGGGCACCAAUGUGAUGGCACAAGAGGCUUGCGCCUGCAUAUGUACCAAUGGAUUUACGGGGCCUACUUGCGGAGACGGCGCUGCCACGGGCUGCACACUCACCAACUUGGUGUCUGCCGAUGGCCGUUCCAGUAUUAGCAACGUGACGGUCGGGCGCGCAAUUCCUCGACUUCUCGCCGACGGCUAUCGAAACUUUUCCGUACCGCUGUCAGGCACGACAAUACUAGCCCGAUUCAAUACGGCUGGCCUAUCCUGUAUGGCGCAAAACGCCCUUGUCACCUUUGACGGUCUUGCUACGGGUUCAAGCCAAGACGCAGACAAGGUGAAGGUGCGAGAUAUACCCGACAAGCGGAACAGCUUGGUCUCGGACGCUGAGCAGUUUUCGCCCUCGUCUACCCCUGCCCUGAAGCCUAGCACUACAGUGACAAUUGGGGGACUUGAUGGCCAGAAUAGCCAAGUGGCUGGUGUUACUACGACCAUGACCAUUUCCGAUUUCGGAAAGCCAGCGACUUUCAAUUCAGCACCCACGUCAACCUCUGUUCCGCCCACUUUGCCGUCGACACUUGUUGUUGACACGAGAUCGCCCAGCCCAACGAACGUGCCUUCGGCGGGCAGCUUCAUCGUUACCCAAGAGAAGCUUGAUUUUGCUCGUGUUGCCAUGCUUUACAUCCUGCAAGAGGAAACAGCGGCCAAGGCUAUCUCUGCGCAAGCCGAGCUGCAGCAAUUGUUCCGCAAAGCCGCACAGGGUGAUAAACAGCGAGGGAGCAAGGUCUCGCAGCAAGAGGCUUCGAGGGUGGAUCUGGGAAAUAGCACCACCGUCAAUCUGGUUGAUUUGUCCAUCAAUGUUGGGAAUGGUCCCAUUGGGUGGCAAACGCCUGAGCCCAGGAGCACCAGCUUAUCAAGCACUUCCAGCUGA
This is a messenger RNA of Ustilaginoidea virens, 2619 nucleotides long. RefSeq lists its product as uncharacterized. The record is from RefSeq and is a predicted model, not a curated record. The transcript has 2 exons. The coding region runs from base 1 to 2619 and encodes 872 amino acids. Lineage: Eukaryota; Fungi; Ascomycota; Sordariomycetes; Hypocreales; Clavicipitaceae.